Striga asiatica is the source of this 2151-nucleotide messenger RNA. The record is from the annotation of a GenBank genome assembly. NCBI's taxonomy places the organism in Eukaryota, Viridiplantae, Streptophyta, Magnoliopsida, Lamiales, Orobanchaceae.
CUUGAGGAAAAUUUUCCUUAAUCCAUUUGAUGUUCUUGAUAUUGUCUCUUGUGUGAUACUUUUUAUCAUUUUUGCAGAACAAGAGUUGGUUUUUCUUUUUCCCCUGAUCUGAAAGGCAGCUAAGCUUAGUUGUCUUGGUUCGUAACAAGCUCUGCGAUUCGACCUUCGAGCGAGUUAAAGGCCUCAGAAAUGGCCAAGGAGUACAACGGGUCCCCCAAGCCCCACCAUCUCAACAUGAAGCGAAAGCGUCUAACGUACAUCCUAGCCGUAAGUGGCCUCUGCAUCAUCUUCUACAUUUUAGGCGCUUGGCAAGGUCGAUCCCCCAUCCAGUCAACCCAAACCGACUUCUCCUCCUCAAAAGUCAACUGCGAAAACGAAAACGAAAACAUCAAAACCCAUCUUCCACAAUCCUCCUCAUCCGCCACCUCAUCAAUAAUCCCCGACCAGCUGGACUUCGAGACCCACCACCAGCUGGCAGUCAACUCUUCCGAUUCAACCGAAAAAUUCCGGCCUUGCGAUCCAAAGUUUACCGAGUACACUCCGUGCGAAGACCAGCAAAGAGGCCGGAAGUUCGACCGGGACAUGCUCAAGUACAGGGAAAGGCACUGCCCUACGAAAGACGAGCUGCUGAGGUGUCUUAUCCCGGCCCCACCGAACUAUAAGAGCCCCUUUAAAUGGCCACAAAGCAGGGAUUACGCGUGGUACUCUAAUAUACCUCACAAGGAGUUGAGUAUUGAGAAGGCUGUUCAGAACUGGAUUCAAGUCGAGGGGGACCGGUUCAGGUUUCCGGGAGGAGGCACUAUGUUUCCGCGCGGGGCCGACGCGUAUAUUGACGAUAUUAGUGCUCUUAUUCCGCUGACUGAUGGGAGCAUAAGGACUGCAGUUGAUACUGGAUGUGGGGUGGCUAGUUGGGGUGCUUACCUACUGAAGAGGGAUAUAAUAGCUAUGUCUUUUGCGCCGAGAGACACGCACGAGGCACAAGUGUGGUUUGCACUUGAAAGAGGUGUUCCUGCAAUGAUCGGCAUCAUGGGUUCAAGAAGGCUUCCCUAUCCUGCUCGGGCCUUCGACAUGGCCCAUUGCUCCCGUUGCUUGAUCCCUUGGUUCGACCACGGCGGGCUGUACUUGGCUGAGGUGGACAGGAUCUUGAGGCCCGGCGGCUACUGGAUACUCUCUGGCCCUCCAAUUCGCUGGGAGAAGUAUUGGAGAGGUUGGGAGAGAACAAAAGAAGACUUGAAGCAAGAACAAGAUUCCAUUGAGGACGUGGCCAAACGCCUCUGCUGGAAAAAAGUUGUCCAGAAAGGGGAUCUCGCCAUCUGGCAGAAACCCAUCAAUCAUGUCGAGUGUCUCGACACGAAAACGUCGUAUCCGGAGCCGCCCAUCUGCAAAUCGGACAAUGCCGAUGCUGCUUGGUACAAGGACCUGGAGAACUGCAUCACACCACUCCCAGAGGUGAGCAGCGCUAGUGAAGUAGCCGGGGGCCCGCUCAAGAAAUGGCCCGAACGGGCCUUUGCAGUCCCACCAAGAAUCAGUAAUGGCUUGGUCAAAGGAGUCACGGCCAAGCAAUUCCAGGAGGACAACGAGUUAUGGAAAAAUCGCGUCUCGUAUUACAAAAAGCUUGUCAGCCAGCUGUCACGCGGGAUGUACCGUAACGUGAUGGACAUGAACGCGAAUCUCGGAGGAUUUGCAGCAGCCAUGAUGAAAUACCCUGUUUGGGUCAUGAAUGUGGUCCCAUCCACCCACGAGACGCUUGGGGUCAUAUACGAACGAGGCUUUAUAGGGACAUAUAUGGACUGGUGUGAGGCUUUCUCGACUUAUCCACGGACCUAUGAUCUUAUCCAUGCUGGCGGGGUCUUUAGCCUGUACCAGGACAGUGAAUGUGCAGAUCGUAAACUAUGGAAGCCUCGUCCCAUCAGAAUCUUGAUGUUCAUAGAACUCUCGGUUUCGGUUUUACCAGGAACCCAAAAUCAAGGCCACUCAAAGGCGGCAGAUGUAAUCGCCGUCCACGUCAGCCUCUCUAAUCAUCUCAGUCAGGCCGUUGCUGUUGGUGUCGGCCUUCAUGUUGAAUCACAAGCAUUUCAUAUCGAGAUCGAAAAGCAAAUUUUUGGUGAGCUUACAGCUCAAUUUAUAUUUCAGUCAAAUCAGGAAAUGUAA